Molecule: messenger RNA, 969 nt
Organism: Rhizophagus irregularis DAOM 181602=DAOM 197198
Lineage: Eukaryota; Fungi; Glomeromycota; Glomeromycetes; Glomerales; Glomeraceae
Biological process (GO): carbohydrate metabolic process
Molecular function (GO): hydrolase activity, acting on carbon-nitrogen (but not peptide) bonds; chitin binding
Source: RefSeq, a predicted model, not a curated record
AUGAAAAUCAAAUUCUUAACAGUUGCACUUACUAUCUUAGUUUGUUCAUCAGAAUUAAUUUUUGGACAAACCGCAGAUGGUAAAUGUGGAGCGACAGGAGGCAAUCAAAAUUGCGGUACUCAAUUUUGUUGUUCGCAAUUUGGAUUUUGCGGAACUACAGUAGACCAUUGCGGUACAGGAUGUCAGCCAAGUUUUGGAAAAUGCGGAACAGGUACAGCACCACCCGCUAACUCCACAACACCCACUAAUCCAGGAACCUCCACCCCUGCCGUCGAUAUUACCACUUGUUCAAAAAGUGGUACCGUAGCCAUUACAUUCGAUGAUGGUCCUUCUCAAUUCACAAGUACUCUAUUAGAUAAAUUGAAAGCCGAUAAUUUUAAAGCAACAUUUUUUAUUAACGGAAAUAAUGGUGGAUGUAUUUACGAUAAUGCAGAAGUAGUAAAACGUGCAUUCAAUGAAGGACAUCAAAUAGCCAGUCAUACAUGGUCACAUCAAGAUCUUGCAACCCUUAAUAAAGAUCAAAUUAAAUAUCAAAUGAAAAAGCUUGAAGAAGCACUCGUAAAAAUUCUUGGAGUUAAACCAAUAUAUAUGCGUCCACCAUUUGGAUCGGGAGUUGACAAGCCCUUGGUCAUGUCCACAUUAGGAGAAUUAGGAUAUAAAGUAGUAACUUGGGAUACUGAUACAAAUGAUUGGCAAGGCAGAACUACCUCACAAUGUUUAAAUGAAUAUAGAAAUGCUUCUCCACCACCAAAUUCUCAUAUCGUUUUAAACCACGACACCAUUAAGAAUACUGCUACUAAUAUGGCUCCUCAAGCUUUCAAAAUCAUGAAAAGUAGAGGGUUCAAGAUUAAUACAGUUGGUGAAUGUUUGGGUGUUACUGAUCCAGCUAAAUGGUACAUAAAAGUUGGAGCUCCACAGACAAGAGAUAAUACUUGGGUUUGUAAAGAUUCUGAUAUUACCGGUCCAUAA